Messenger RNA from Thunnus maccoyii (southern bluefin tuna), 6266 nucleotides. RefSeq names its product zinc finger and BTB domain containing 1 (gene zbtb1). The record is from RefSeq and is a predicted model, not a curated record. The transcript is spliced from 2 exons. Gene Ontology annotation, molecular function: protein binding. Bases 597 to 2660 code for a protein of 687 amino acids. Gene Ontology annotation, biological process: regulation of immune system process; regulation of cytokine production; negative regulation of transcription by RNA polymerase II. NCBI's taxonomy places the organism in Eukaryota, Metazoa, Chordata, Actinopteri, Scombriformes, Scombridae.
AUGGGGGGAAAACAACAGCCAAUAAUACACCAACAACCUACAUGAAUGAAUAAAAAUGUAUAUACGUUAAUUGGUCUUAUUGUUUUUGUACAUAUUCAUGUUUCAGCAGUUAUUUGUUUUAUGAAUUCAUUAGUCUAUAUAAGUAUGUUGUUAUUAUGAUCAUAUAAUACAUUAAUAAAUGGCUGUGCUCAAAGUACCAAAUCUUAUUUGGAAAUAAACGCUUUAAAAAUAAUAAGACAUGUUGUGUUUUUACGUGAAGUAAUUAUGGUUUUAGAGAAAACAAACUUUCUUUCUUUCAGACUUCAAAACAUUUAAACCAGCAGAAUGAAGAGAUGAACUUUAUUCCGAAGGCCACCAUUUCACCGGAAGACUUCUAUUUUGUGUUGUCGUGAUUUCCGCUGUGACGGAGCGGCAGUUUCUGCGGAAGUUGUUUCGUCCUGCAGCAGCAGCAGUAGAAGAAGAAGCAGCAGCAGCAGCAGCAGCAGAAGAAGAAGAAGAAGAAGAAGAGGCUUCUCCUGCGUCUCCUCUGCCCGCCGGACCCUCCGCGCUCUCCGCCGCCAGCAGCAGCUCCUCCGCGGGCCUCCGUCUCACGGGCGAUGGCGAGGCUGAGCCACAGCGAUCAUGUCCUCCAGCAGCUCAACAACCAGCGGGAGUGGGGAUUCCUGUGCGACUGCCUGAUCGCCAUCGGUGACAUCUACUUCAGGGCGCACAAGGCCGUCCUCGCGGCCUGCAGCUCCUACUUCAGGAUGAUGUUUAUCCGCGACCAGCAGGGGGCGGGGCGGCUGGACCUCAGCAACAUGCAGAUCAGCGCCGAGUGCUUCGACCUCAUCCUGCAGCUCAUGUACCUCGGACGCAUCGUCGUGGGGAGCUACGAGUUCGAUGAGCUUAAGGCCUCUAUGGCGUACCUGCAGAUGUACUACAUCCCCGACUCACUGGAGGAUCUCAGGGACAUCAGGAGCUCCAAUCUUACGCCGUCCUCUUCGGCCUCCUCGUCCUCCUCAUCCAGCUCCUCCACUGGUCCCGCCGGCGGGAAAAUGAUGUUUGGAGUGCGCAUGUACGAGCAGCAGAGGCCUGCUGCACCAGAAGCAGAGCGUUUACCAAAAACUGUCAGCAGCACCGCCGGACGUCCAGCUGUUCCUGCGACCACCAGCAGGCCAGUGGUGGCGGAGGAGGUGGUGGUGAACACCCCUCUGAUUGUGGCGCCGCCAGUCGUGGACGGAGUAGUCGACCAGCCGUGUGACUUGAGAAAGAGAUCCGGCGGGAGGAGUUCGACUCUUAAAGACCGUCCUCGAUUCGGCCGCACCUACACCUGCGACGACUGCGGCUUCGUCUUCAGUUGUGAGAAGCUUUUGAUUGAACACAUCCUGACCUGCACCAACCGGAAGGCCUAUCACCCGCAGAGAAGUAACAUCGAAGGCGACAACGACUCCAGUAAGGCCGAGAGCUCCGCCUCUGAGAGCACGGAGGAACACAGGGUCAUCUGUAAAGGCGAGGAGGACUGGCCCGAAGCCAAGGCGGACUCUGACCCCACCAUGAGGUCAUCGGCAGCAGGAACAGAUGGCGGGCCCGGGUCCACCAGAAGCAUCUCCAUCAAAACAGAACCAGAAGAAAGUGUGUUCCCUGAGAUAGAGGUGGUCCGAGUCGGUGAGCACGCCAGCAGAGACUGUAGCACACGAUUCAGUGACGCCACACGAAAAGACUUGCUGAGGGAGAAGACGGGAUCGGACCGCGAGCCAGAGCCUGGCGUCUCAGGUUUAGAGAACAACAGUGAGCCUUUCGAGGGUCACAUGUCCAGCAGCGAUGAUUCAGGAAUCCCAGCGAAGCUCCGGAAGGUCAAAGACGAGAAGCCAGACACCGACUGUUCCCCCUGUGAACUGUGUGGUGCUUUGUUAACGGAGGAGGACAAGUCUGCUCACUACCUGUCCAAUCACAUGGGCCAUAUUUGUGCCUGUGGGAGGUGCGGCCAAGUGCUGAUCAAAGGUCGGCAGCUUCAGGAGCACGCGGAGCGCUGCGGCGAAUCCCACGGCGGCGAGUCAGACUCCCACGGGGAGGACGAGGUGUCGCUGCUGGAGGAGCCACAGGGGAUGGAGGAGGGCCUGCUGGAGGCGGCCGACCUGGCCUGCCCUCACUGCGGUCUGCUGUUCCAGAACGAGAGCCUGGCGUUGGAGCACGCUUUGGCCUGUCAUGACCCGGAGCUGUUUCGCCCUGUGCUGCUGGAGGAAGGCAGCGAACCGGAUCACCGCCGCAAGCACUUCUGCAGCAUCUGCGGCAAAGGCUUCUACCAGCGCUGCCACCUGCGGGAGCACUACACCGUCCAUACCAAGGAGAAGCAGUUCACCUGCCAGACCUGCGGGAAGCAGUUCCUGCGGGAGCGCCAGCUGCGGCUGCACACUGACAUGCACAAAGGCAUGGCGCGGUACGUAUGCCCAGUCUGCGACCAGGGAACCUUCCUCAAACACGACCACGUCCGACACAUGAUCUCCCACCUGUCGGCCGGGGAAACCAUCUGCCAGGUGUGCUUCCAGAUCUUCCCUGGGGGAGAACAGCUGGAGAAACACAUGGACGUCCACCUGUACAUCUGCGGCGUCUGUGGAGAGAAGUUCCGCCUCCGCAAAGACAUGAGGAGCCACUAUAACUCCAAGCACACCAAGAGACUAUAGGAACGAUCCAAACCGUCCUCUGCAUUUAUACUAGUUUGUUACUAAAAAAAAGCCAUAAAUGUGAGAACAAAUGUAUGCACUUGAACACCAAAAAGACAACUUUUUGAACUGCACUUUUAAAGUUUAUGCAUAACCUAAACAGGCGUUCACACUGCGAGCAGCGGGGCUGAUGAUUGGUUACUCUGUUAUGACUCAUCGUGGGUGGGUCCUCCGAUGACAUUGAGUUAACACAGCUCAAAACAUGCAUCACGUUUCACAGCUUUCAAUCAGGAUUUGAUGAGACGUUUCCUUCCUGUCGGUCGUCAGAUAAAAGCUGGAAUCAACUUCAGUUGAUGAAACAAUCAAGUGUAGUAGCCACCCGUCACAGCUAACCAGCUAAAUAGCUAACUAAGAUGAUGAUUAGUACUUUGAAUAUUUAUAAAGGAACUGGGAUUUUAUAAACAUGAUAUUUACAUUUCAUGUUAUUUGGGACAUCAAACAUUAACAGUUAUCCAUCUUUAUUUUCCAGAGUCUGAAGUGAUUCUUUAGAUUGUUGCCUAACUAUCCAAAAACCAAAAGAAAUCAAAUUUACUCUGACAUGAAACAAGACAACGAGCAGAUCCAGAACCAGUUUCCGAAUUGUUAAUAAUAAAUAUUCUGUUACAUAAUCUGUUAAUUGAUAAAUCGUUUCAGCGCUAGAAUGUACCAAAGUCAACUUGGCAGGUGGAGAAAACCUGACUUAUGAUCAGAUGAAACAGCACUGGACCUUAAUGUUUUUUCUGGUGUUUUUCUCGACUUGCCUGCAGCCCUCAGGUCAACCGGCCUGUCGAGAAAAUUCCCAGCAUGCCCCUCUACGUGGCUGGUUUGCGAUUGUGUUGCUCGCACUGUGAACGCACGGUGAGACCGGCAGAGAACUCCAAAAGAAAGCGACAGUGGCGUGUCAUCAGAGUGCUGUUGGAAACGACGCUGCAGGAAAACAACCAAACUCUCGCUGUGACUCCAGAUCAUUUAAAGACGUCCACACUAUACUGUAACUGGAGUGGUGAAUGGAGGUGGUUGAAAAUGAGGUUAAAAUCAACAGCGGUGCUUCUAUUUGCUCCAAACAACGCAACAGUUUUAUCUGUGAGAAGACGCCCAGUUCAGUUUUGUUUUUUUGUGUUUUUUUUUUUUGGAGUGAACUGCCUGUCGAAGUGUCUGUCAGCGUUUCAGAGGGCUGCGGUGCCUCAAGCUUUGGGUCGACGUUUUCUAGCUUUGAUGUCAACUUAUUUCUCAGAAUACUAAAGUCUCUGAAGACGAAACAUGUUUUUAAUGUUGUAGUUAGUGAGCACAGUUGGUGGAGUAAGACUGAGUCCUGUUUUCUGAUUCUUUUGUUUUACAAGUUUGAUAGCACACUGAUUCAUACUCUUCUUCCCUUCUUCAGUUAUUGUGCGGCUUUACAUUCACCGUGUCAUGAUGACACGACACUCGCUGUCCAAAAUGCUCUGUGAUUGGUGCCUUUACUGUAACGGUGGUGCGUCUCAGUCUUUUCCUUCCCGUCCUCUUCACAGUGAUGCAUAAUGGGGAAUGGACAGACAAUUAAUGAACUCUGUUCCACAGAUUAUAAGAAAAUCCUGCAACAAAACACUAGAAACGGUCCGUCCGUUGGAACCAGCUCUGCACCAUCGUGCUGAACUGGACUGUGCUGUUUUUAAUUUUCUGUUAGACUUUGACUUCCUCUAAUGCCUUAUGAGUCAUAUAAAGAUGUUUUCAGUGUAGUCGAGCUCCUGUCAUUAAGGCUGUAACUUAAUAUAAAACCACACCACGUGUUCACAACUGACCCAAACCAGUUUCUAACCAACCAAACCAUUAAAAAAAACCCGUCCCAAACCUGUUACAACUCAAACCAUUUUAGAAUCAGCCUGAACCAGUUCCGAACCGACCCCAACUAUCAUGAAGUUUAGAACAACCGCAAACGUUUUCAGAUCCAGUCUAAACCAGUUUGAAACCAGCAAAAAUCACAACAAACCCAACUACAAUGUCCUCAGAACCAGUUCCAAAGCAACACUUACCCAUUCAGAGCCAACCUAACCAGUUCAGAAUAACUAACAAACUGGUUACAAAGUUAACUUCUAGUUCUGGACAAAACCGAGUGACCCUUUACUAGUUGACCAUUGCAAACUCAACCAGCAGAAAAAAAGUUCUGAACCAAACUAAACCAGUUCAGACUCAUCUAAAAACCAGUUCAGAUACUGCCGAAACCAGUUCCAAAUGGAUGCAAACAAGACCUGACUCAAUUCCAGACCCACCCAAAUAAAACCAGUCAAGACUAAACCCUAACUAGUUAGAAGGCAGAUUCAAGUGGAACCAGUUCUGGACCAACUCAGACCAGUUCAGAUAUGGUGAAUUUCAAAACUGAAUCAAGUGUAAAACCACAACAAUCAUUUAAGAUCCAUCACUAAACUGGUUAAAAAUCAACCUCAAUUAGUUCUGAACAAAACUAGUUUUGAAUGAACAAGUUGGAAAACAAAUGCAAGCCAGUUCAGAACCAGCUGAAACCAUUUGAGAACUGACCCAAACCAGUUCAGAGCCAACUCAGAUCCAGCAUUAACCAUUUUGGAACCAACUUUACCAGUCUGCAGCCAGUCUAAACCAGUUUCAAACAAACCCGGAUAUUUCAGAACCAAUGUAAACUGUCUUAAAAUCAGUUCGGACCCAACUCAAAGCACUUCACAUUCAACCCAAACUACUUCCAACCAGAUCAGAUCAGCCUUAGUUCCCAGCUGACCCAAACAAAUUUAGAACUCAAACGUUACUGAUCCACUUGAAACUGUUAUCAGGUCAGAAAAAACACUUCAGACUGAACAUAAACUAGUUGGAAGACAAAUGCAAACCAGUUCUGAACCAGCUGAAACUCUCAACAAACCCAAACUAGUUUGAAAUCACUAGAAACUAGUUCAGAUCCAACUCCAGUCACAUCAGAACAACCUUAACUGGCCCAAAUUCAGAAAUAACCAGUUCAGGAUCAACUUCACCAGUCAGACGGUUGAAUUUCAGUUGAAGUUUUUAUAAUUACAGACUCAUAAAAACGCCUCAAAGGAGACAAGACGUCACUUCAUGUGACCGUAAAUGUUGCCUCGCUUGCUUUCGUCCAGGAUUAUUCAGACAAUCAGUUUUUAAUGAUGUUUCUCUAUGUUUGGAUUCACACUCAAAGUUUAUUUUAAUUAAUGUGGAGACAAACUGACUUUAUUCAUGAGGCAGAAUGCGUCUCUGACCUCCAAAAGUCAACUUCUUGUUUACUGUAAACUUACAUGUGGGUUUGAUGCAUGUUUAACAGAACCUGGGACAAACUUCAUCCAGUUCAAAAUCAAACUAAAUCAGUUUAAAACUGGAUUGUGGGACUUUUGUCUCCCCAUCCUGGCAGUGAGAGCAAAGGCGUGCAGCAGCUCUCAUGGGCACCCUGAAUAACGGGCACACAGAGGGCCGGUAAACACAGAGAUGGUUUGAUGGUCCACCGACCUACCAGGAUUUGUCCCAGUAUGCCCUGUGGCUAGUACACACUGGCUGUAACCUGCUGUUGCGGCUGUAAAACGGUGGAUACAUUGUUUUGAGUGUCACACAACCCCCAUAAACUGAUCAGAAUUUGAUCCA